Messenger RNA from Sorex fumeus (smoky shrew), 1399 nucleotides. RefSeq names its product mitochondrial ribosomal protein L10 (gene MRPL10). The transcript is spliced from 5 exons. Lineage: Eukaryota; Metazoa; Chordata; Mammalia; Eulipotyphla; Soricidae. The record is from RefSeq and is a predicted model, not a curated record. Gene Ontology annotation, molecular function: structural constituent of ribosome. Gene Ontology annotation, cellular component: mitochondrial large ribosomal subunit. Bases 73 to 858 code for a protein of 261 amino acids. Gene Ontology annotation, biological process: translation.
UCCGGCUCCAGACUUCCCACAAUCCUCAGCUCCUCUCGUCUCGCCCGCCUCCCGACCCUUCUUCCGGUCGCGAUGGCUGCGCCCAUGGCUGGGAUGCUGCGAGGGGGUCUCCUGCCCCAGGCGGGCCGGUUGCCCACCCUCCAGACUGUCCGCUAUGGCUCCAAAGCCGUCACCCGCCACCGACGCGUGAUGCACUUUGAAAGGCAGAAGCUGAUGGCUGUGACGGAGUACAUCCCCCCCAAACCGGCUGUCAACCCAAGAUGCCUGCCACUUCCUCCUAGCCCCCCCAAGGAGGAGACGGGCCUUAUCCGGCUCCUCCGUCGGGAGAUUGAGGCACUUUUCCGCAACAACCGCAUGAUCGCCGUCUGCCAGAACGUGGCUAUGGGGGCGGAGGACAAGCUGCUGCUCCGUCACCAGCUGCGGAAACACAAGAUCCUGAUGAAGGUCUACCCCAACCAGAUCCUGAAGCCCUUCCUGGAGGACUCCAAGUACCGCAAUCUGCUACCGCUGUUUGUGGGGCACAAUCUGCUGCUGGUCAGUGAGGAGCCCAAGGUCAAGGAGAUGGUCCGCAUCCUGAAGGGGGUGCCCUUCCUGCCUCUGCUCGGCGGCUGCAUUGAUGACACCAUCCUCAGCAGGCAGGGCCUUGUCAACUAUGCCAAGCUUCCCAGCCUGGCCUUGGCGCAGGCGGAACUGGUGGGCAGACUCACCCACCUCAUGGCCCAGACCCACACCCUGCUUCAGAACCAGCCACUGCAUCUCACAGCCCUGUUGGAUCAGCACGCCAGGCAGCAACCCACAGAGGACCCUGCGGGGCCAGCUGAGGGGCAGCCAGCUCCUGGCACCGGGCCGGACUCUUAGCCAGUGUACCAUCACUGGCCUGGCCACUGACAGCGACCUCCUCAGACACUGGCCCCCACCUCCACAUCAGAACCAAGACCUCCUCCCUGGCCAUCCCGAUGGGGGAGCUGAUGGGAGUGGGGUCUCUUUCGGCUCAAGAUCAAGACAGCAGCAAUAAAGCUAGUCCCUGGCUGUGUGCGUCCCGUCCCCCGGUCCCCUGGAGUCCAACCUGCCUGUUAUUCACUGUGCUUUGGUCAGCCCCCAUUGGAGAACCUGUGGUGGCACUGCCCUUAGCCGUUUUCAUGUCUUGUUUUCUCACCACGUUAACCUCCCUUCUCGGCAGGGAGACUGUGACAGCAGUGGAGAUGUCGAUACUGUGUGCCUGCCUGAGGUCAGCAGGUCGUAAGCGGUGGGCCAGAGUGGUCUGAAUGAAGCCUGUGCCCUGGCUUUCUACACCAGCUCCUCAGUGUAGGGGUCCCAGGUGUGUCCGGGCGUACUCUGCCCUCAGGCUGGGCCAGGUUUGGGAAGGUUGGGGGCUCUGCUUUACAAUACAAUAAAAUGC